This is a messenger RNA of Mercenaria mercenaria, 499 nucleotides long. RefSeq names its product L-xylulose reductase-like. The transcript is spliced from 4 exons. Gene Ontology annotation, molecular function: carbonyl reductase (NADPH) activity; L-xylulose reductase (NADPH) activity. Gene Ontology annotation, biological process: glucose metabolic process; xylulose metabolic process. NCBI's taxonomy places the organism in Eukaryota, Metazoa, Mollusca, Bivalvia, Venerida, Veneridae. The annotation marks the transcript as partial. The record is from RefSeq and is a predicted model, not a curated record.
AUGUCGCCUAUUUUAUUCUCCCUUUUCGUGGAAGAUUUAGAACUGUUUUUACAAACAGAUGUUGAUUCUGGAUUACAAUUAGAUGAUAUUGUGCUUGUAUUACUUCUUUUUGCUGAUGAUAUGGUUGUGUUAGCUAAAUCUCCUGAAGAGUUGCAAAAAAAUUUAAACCUCUUACAUGAAUAUUGCACCAUCGAUAGAAACCCGGCUUCUGGAUAUAUCAGACUGGGACACUACACGGAAAUAGUGGGAGAUAUUGGCCCUAUAGAUAUGCUUGUGAACAAUGCAGCGGUUGUUAAACAUACACCAUUCUUAGAUGUUACAAAGGAAGAAUUAGACGAACAACACAAUAUAAACUUUCGAGCAGCUUUUAAUAUAACUCAGAUUCGUGUGAACAGCGUAAACCCUACAAUUGUCAUGACUGCGAUGGGGAAGAAGGGCUGGAGUGAUCCGGAACUGAAAGCUGCUGCCCUUGCCAAAAUACCAGUUGGGCGUUUCGCAG